Molecule: messenger RNA, 3712 nt
Organism: Solanum tuberosum (potato)
Lineage: Eukaryota; Viridiplantae; Streptophyta; Magnoliopsida; Solanales; Solanaceae
Product: protein BONZAI 1-like
Exons: 16
Coding region: 1867-3465 (532 amino acids)
Biological process (GO): cellular response to calcium ion
Cellular component (GO): plasma membrane
Molecular function (GO): calcium-dependent phospholipid binding
Source: RefSeq, a predicted model, not a curated record
UGCUCUGAUGUUGCCGGUGGACAGUCGGCAGUCGGCGGUACCGGAGUUAACCAAGGAAAUCAACCAAACGCCCCUAACGAAGCCGUCGAUGCUUUCCUUAAGUCUCGCGGUUACCAAGGCCUCUACUCUCAGAUCGAGGCACUUGGUUCUCUCUUUCUCUCUAUUUACUUGGAUUUUCAUUCAAUGUUGUUUAAUUAUACGCACAUCUCAUUUUCCUAUGUUUUGUUAACCAGUGUAAAAUUAAUUUUGAGGAGUUAGUUUCUCGGUUUAUGGUUGAAUUUUAUGAUAUACUUCGAUGAGGAAAUUCAUUUGAGCAGAUUGGACUACAAGUUAAUAGGCAUUGACUGUUAAUUGACUUACUCAGUGAUUUUGAAUAGCUGGCUUGAUUAGAUAUCCCUUUGGUGAUUGAAAUGGGCAGGGACUCCUUAAAAUUGAACUUGUACUAUAGCUAGUUAAUUGUUGUGAGUGGCCGAUUUUAUGCUAGAUUAUAAAUGGAGUUCGGAUGCCUGUAUAUGUCGGAAAAUACAAGUACAAUUGAAAAGAAGAAAAAAAAAACAAACAAAUUUGUUAGGGUGAGACAGAGACACAUAUAUCUUGCUCUCUUUAAGCAGAUUCAGGCCUACUACACUAUAUUUAUCACUGUAUUACCGGUUUGUGGUUGAAUUGUGAUAAUUUGGGAAGAAAAUUCCAUUGACCAGAUUGGACUCCAAGUUGAAUUAGCAUUUGACCGUUUGAAAACCUGACUUACUCCGUGAUUACUGAGUCACUAGCUCGAUCAGAUGUCCCUCUCUAAAUUUGAUUGGUGAUCAAAAUGGACAUGGACUCCUUACAUCCGGACUCGUACUAUAACUAGGUACUCAUUGUGAGUGGUUAACUUUCAUCUAGAUUAUUUCUGAAGGAAAUUGAAUGCCUGUCGAUGUUGACCAAAUACAAGUACAAUUGGAAAAAAGAAGAAAAAGAACAAAUGCUGUAGGUUGAAACAUGGAUAUCAUGCUCUCUUUGAAGAUCCACACCUACUGCACUAUAUUUUCAUUGGUAUAGCAUUAAUUCUUCAACUUGUCUUUUCUAGGAACUAGGAUACAACAACUAGUCCGAUGUUGUUAGACUCAACAAACUCUGGACUAGUUGAGUCCAAAGCUCUUGUACAAAGACACUUUCUCCCACAAGUAAUACCUGCUCUUUUAUGGGAAAUAUGUUGGAGGCUUAGGCUUAGGCUUUUUCUUUCUCACAACUUUUUUGCAUGAUCACAUCUCAUUUUUGAUGCACACUACUAUACUUUUAAAUUAUCAUCACGAGGCAGAAAAACUCUUGUUUAUAAGCAUAGAAUUUUUUACAUCGAAUAAAUAAGAGUUUAGUGGGGCAAUGAAGUUGUAAGAACUUGAGAUCAUCCGUUAGUGGUUAAUAACUUGACCUAUUAUUGGGUUAAUCAGUGGGUAGAUCAUAAGAUAGUUGAUUCAAGAUAUACACGCGAAACUAUGGCCACCUUCACCAUUGUAGCCACUAAAAAUAAAAUUUCAAGCAAUUUAAUGUUAUUAUUUGUAAUAUUAACAUAAAAUAUCUCCAACAUUCUCCCACACAUUUGAUAUUAAUAAAUAGAAGAAAUUCUUAGAAAAGAAGUACAAUUUAAUGGCUAUAGUUAAACAAUAGCCGUAGCCGAUACCAAGAUAGGAGAUCUCAACAAGUUGUUCCAUAUGAUAACACUUUACGAGAUGGAAAUGCAAAGUACUUUUGUACCUAUUCAACUCAAGUAUAGAAAGGUAAUAUAUGCUUUUACGGUUUUACCUAAUACUUUCAUGAAUAGAUAAAUAUCGCGGUGCGGUUAUUUGUGAAGCAAGCUACCUCAUCCAGUCCAUAUGUACACUGAUAAUGCAGUUGUCUCUAUCUGCUACCAGCUUACGUGAUCGUGAUGUGCUUUCCAAGAGUGACCCUAUGGCAGUUCUCUAUUCAAAAGAAAAAGAUGGUUCAUUGAAAGAGCUUACCCGUACUGAAGUAGUUCUGAACUCAUUGAACCCAAAGUGGAUUACAAAAUAUACUAUGGCUUAUUAUUUUGAGACGGUGCAGAAUUUGGUGUUCCGUGUGUAUGAUAUUGACACUCAAUUUCAUAAUCAAGAUGUCAAGAUGCUUAAACUGGAGGAGCAGGACUUUCUUGGUGAGGCAAGUUGCACAUUGGCUCAGAUUGUCACAAAAUCUGACAGAUCCCUGACCAUGGACCUAGUAUGUGGCGAACAAUUUUCUGGUCAAGCACAUGCACGGAAGUUUGGCAAGCUUACAAUUUUUGCUGAAGAAAGUAUCAGCUCAAAGACUACUGUCGAGUUGAAAUUAAGAUGUUCAGAAUUGGAAUCGAAGGAUUUGUUUUCAAAAAGUGAUCCAUUUCUGGUGGUAUCCAAAACUACUGAAAGUGGAAUUGUCGUUCCAAUUUGCAAAACAGAAGUGAUGAAAAAUGAUCAUUCACCCACCUGGAAACCGGUGUUCUUGAAAAUUCAACAAAUUGGAAGUAAGGAGAACCCAUUAAUUAUAGAGUGUUAUGACUUCAAUAGCAAUGGCAAGCAUAGUUUAAUUGGAAAGAUUCAGAAGUCACUAUUAGAUUUAGAAAAGUUGCAUUCUGCGGGUACUGGUGCAAAUCUUUUUAUACCAACUGCUAUGGGACCAAAACAAGAAAACAAGGUUCUAAAGAGUCAACUUUUCGUGGAAAGCUAUUCUGAGAAAAUACAGUAUACAUUCCUUGAUUACUUGGCGUUUGGCUAUGAACUCAACUUCAUGGUGGCCAUUGACUUUACUGCUUCCAAUGGAAAUCCACGGCUCCCUGAUUCAUUACAUUAUAUUGACCCUUCAGGACGACCAAAUGCUUAUCAGAGAGCAAUCCUGGAUGUUGGGGAGGUAUUGCAGUUUUAUGAUUCAGACAAACGUUUUCCUGCUUGGGGGUUUGGAGCACGGCCAAUUGAUGGCCCAGUUUCUCAUUGCUUCAAUUUAAACGGUAGCAGUACUUACUGUGAGGUGGAAGGAAUCCAGGGUAUCAUGAUGGCAUACAUUAGUGCCCUUCAUAAUGUUUCACUUGCAGGUCCAACUUUAUUUGGACCAGUGAUUACUUCUGCUGCACAUAUAGCAAGUCAGUCUUUGACGAACAGUGAGCGGAAGUAUUUCGUUUUGUUAAUUAUCACGGAUGGCGUAAUAACAGAUCUCCAAGAAACAAAGGACGCUCUUGUUCAAGCAGCGGAUUUGCCAUUGUCAAUUCUAAUUGUUGGGGUUGGAGGUGCAGACUUUAAGGAAAUGGAGAUAUUGGAUGCUGAUAAAGGAGAGAGGCUAGAAUCUACAACUGGACGAGUUGCUGUUCGUGAUAUAGUACAAUUUGUUCCCCUCCGUGAUGUACAAAAUGGAGAUGUCUCAGUCGUUCAAUCGCUUUUAGCAGAAUUACCUUCUCAAUUGUUGGAAUACAUGCGGUUCAGAAAGAUACAGCCGACUUUGUGAUCGAUCAUACAAGACUUGUACAUAUAAAUGUCCAUCUCUCUAGACUAAAAUUUUUCUUCAUGUUGCCCAGAAGAUUAAGCUGAUAUCUUUCAUCAGCAUAGUCUUGUAAUUGAUUUUGUUGAUAAAAAAACGUAAGUCCGUUGCUCUUUAUACUUGCAAAUUCCAAUCUCCUUUCUGUUACAGUUACCUUCCAGUUGUCCGUUAUCCGUUGUAACUGUCAUGUUUAAGGCUGUAAGCAGAACUUAAA